CCCGGAAGGAGGAGGAGCGUCGCCAGUCUGGAGUGGGUACCUGGGGCGGAGGCAAAGGCGGAGGCAAAAGCGGAGGAGCUUUGAAAGACUCUUGUUGGUUUUCUGGGUGCGGAGCUCUUCUGGGUCCUGGGGGAUUGUGUCGUCCCUCGCACGUCAUCGUGAAGCUCUAAGGGUCCGGUUUCCUAGCUACGGUGCCCCUCUCUCCCGGAGGCAGAGCAGCGGACUGGCGGGCGUGCUGCGCUGGGUGCCUGCGUUCCGCCAAAGAGCCAGAAGCUUAAGUGAAAAUGGUACAUGUUAGAAGACACGAAACAAGGAAAAAUUCUAAAACUCAAGAGCAUGAGCAGAAAUCUCGAGUUGAUUGGAGGCGGACUAAAAGAAGUAGUAUCUCACAGUUAUUUGAUAGUGACGAAGAGCUUGACAGUGACGAAGAGUUUGAUAGCGACGAAGAGCUUGACAGUGAUGAAGAGCUUGACAGUGAUGAAGAGCUUGAUGAUAACAAGGGGCUUGAUAGUAAUAAACAGCCGGAAAAUGAAAGAGAACUUAGAUUAAUUAAAGUUGAAAGUGAAAGUAGUAACUGUGAGCAUCUCAUGAACACUGGCAACAGUUCAGCAUAUGAAGAAGAAAAGAACAAAAACAAAUAUAGAAGUGUUGAGUUACCAGAUCAUGGAAAACAUUCAAGUCAAGAGGAUGAUGAUCUCAACAAACACACUGGACAAAUAAUAGAAGAGGACUUAGAAGAAGAACACAUCAAGCGAGGGAAGAGAAAAAGGAUCUCCUCUGUUAUGUAUGACAGUGAUGAGAGUGAUGAUAGUGAUAUCCUAGUUAGAAAAGUAGGUGUUAAACGUCCACGUAGAGUGGUUGAAGAUGAAUGUUCUUCAGUUGAGAUGGAGCAAAAAAAACCUGAAAAAACUCUAGCUGCAAGAAAGCGAGAACAACUCCAGAAACUGAAAGAACUCUCAAAACAAAGAUCUCGUCAGAGACGAAAUAGUAGUAGAGAUUUUGAGGACUCUGAAAAGGAAUCCUGCCCAAGCAGUGAUGAAAAUGAUGAUGAGGAGGAGGAGGAGGAGGAGGAGGAGGAGGAUUAUGAAUAUGAUGAAGAUGGAGAUGAUUAUAUUAUUGAUGACUUUGUAGUUCAAGAUGAGGAGGGUGAUGAAGAGAAUAAAAGCCAGCGAGGAGAAAAAUUGACUACAUCACAACUGAAAUUAGUAAAACAGAAUUCUCUUUAUUCUUUUAGUGACCACUAUACUCACUUUGAAAGAGUUGUGAAGGCUCUUCUGAUCAAUGCUUUAGAUGAAUCUUUUCUGGGAACAUUGUAUGAUGGCACCAGACAAAAAUCAUAUGCACAAGAUAUGUUGACAUCUCUCCAUUAUUUGGAUAACCGCUUUGUUCAGCCUCGUCUAGAGAGUUUAGCUUCUAGAAGUCGUUGGAAAGAGCAAUAUAAGGAGCGGGUGGAAAAUUAUUCUAAUGUAAGUAUCCAUUUGAAGAAUCCUGAAAACUGUUCCUGCCAGGCCUGUGGAUUGCAUCGCCACUGCAGAUACUCAGUGCAUUUAUCAGGAAAGUUGUACAACACCAGGACUAUGGAAACAGAUGAUUUCAUGUCACAUGAUAAACAGGUGUUUACUGUUGGCAGAAUUUGUGCUGAUCGUACCCGAAUUUAUCAUAAACUAAAACAUUUUAAGUUCAAGCUGUACCAGGAAUGUUGCUCCAUUGCAAAGACAGAAGAAGUUGAAGAUGAACAGGUUAAAGAAACAGUGGAAAGAAUUUUCAGUCAGUCAAAAGAAAGUGGCUGGAUUAAGGAGAACAGUUCUUGUGACCCGAGAGUGAAGAAGCACCUGGUACCAAUCUGAGGAAAGGAUCUCGGCUGCCAGUUCUAAUACCCCCCACAUCCUCUUCUUGAGGACAUGGGCUGAGCAGUGAGCACUGUAACUGAAGAUCAAGGGGAAUGCAGAGGUUUCAGGCCACGGCACUGAUUUUGAUCCCCCCAAAUCCUGUUGAUCACUAAGUUUGAUAUCAGGGAUAAAGUGGGGGUUUUGAAGAGUGCACUGGAUUCCCGAAGAUCUGCUGGCAGCUCAUAAGCUCUGGUCUGCUCACAGAGCUUUUAGAAUUGUUUAUGGUACUUGGAAAGAAUGCUAAUAUGAUUGCAAUCUUCUAAAACAAGUCUAGUUAUGUGAAUGUAUGAGAGAAAACAUAGUAGAUUUUCAGGCAACUCAGAUCAACAGUAUAUUUAAUCUUUAAAAAAAAAAAAAAAAGCCUGACUUGAGAUCUGUUGCCUAGGUUAUUUAUACCAUAAGGAAAUUUGUAAAAGAGGAAGAUAAAAAAGAAGAGAGCUCAGUGAAUAAACUUACAAGCAGAGGGAAAGAAAAAGAGAACAAACAACAGGAACUUGUCAGGACACGUCAUGUCCCGCAGAGGUCUCCCAGUCUGGACAGUGACAUCAGAACUGGUUUCCCUUCUGACAGUUCUCCUCUCACCACAAGCCCCCACCUGGUGAUCUCUCUGCUUCCCCCACCGCCCCUCCAUCUGGAACCUUCCGUAGUCUUUCUCUCAUUUUACUCUCCUCAGCUUUUUAUCUUUUACUUUGCUUCGACUUCUCUCCCAGUGCUUUCCUCCCUGUCCUCCUCUGUGCUUUUCUAUUAGCCUUAGGGAGGAGCCAUGACUUAUCCAGUAAGUCCCAUCUUCAUUUUCCAUGAUGACAUGAAAUUCUUAGCUGCUUUUAUGGGUGCAUUUAAGGGUUGCCAACCCUCCAGUGGAGUUGAAAAGCCUAUUGGGACACCAUUUUUUAAAAAAUUGUGUAGAAAAAUCACUGCGCAUGUACUAUACAUAUUAUGUAAUAAUAGUAUAAAUGGGGAAGAACGUUAAAAAAAAAUUUUUUUUAAAGAUUUUAUUUAUUUGAC
Messenger RNA from Leptonychotes weddellii (Weddell seal), 2894 nucleotides. RefSeq names its product coiled-coil domain containing 82 (gene CCDC82). Gene Ontology annotation, cellular component: nucleus. Lineage: Eukaryota; Metazoa; Chordata; Mammalia; Carnivora; Phocidae. The record is from RefSeq and is a predicted model, not a curated record.